Molecule: messenger RNA, 977 nt
Organism: Cylicocyclus nassatus
Lineage: Eukaryota; Metazoa; Nematoda; Chromadorea; Rhabditida; Strongylidae
Source: the annotation of a GenBank genome assembly
AUGCGUUGGAAGUCUGCCAGUAGAGGAUACGAAGACAGCUGGAAGGACGAUAGAUUACGUGGCGACUCAAUGGCUAAAAGGAUGCCAGGCUUCUGCCAGUCACGCUACAACAUGUUUAGUCAAGUUAGGCAGGAUAUGAUAGACACGACAUUAUCCGUUUCAUUUUGUACUUCACCAACAUUAUGUGGUCACUCGUAUAGCAUGUCGCCAAAAACAGCUUUGGUCAUUCUGGCCGACGGAGUAGAAGAGAUGGAAGCAGUGAUUCCUGCUGAUAUUCUGAGACGUGGUGGAGUUGAAGUGACUUACGCUGGUAUGGAUGGAGCUGGAAAGGUAACCUGUUCGAAAAAGACGGUGAUCACGCCAGAUGGUGCACUGAACGACGUCAAGUCGAAGACGUUUGACGUCGUAGUCCUACCUGGCGGUUCACGAAGCAGUGUCUCGCUGGCUGCGAGCGAGGCCGUUGGUCAAGUGUUGAAAGCACAUGCUACAGCCGGAAAAAUCAUUGCAGCCAUCUGUCAUGCUCCGAUAGCACUAAAAUCGCACUCUAUAAAAGCUGCGUUGCUUACUAGCCAUCCCGGUGUUCGUAAACAGCUUGAAGAGGGAGGAUAUAAGUACAGCGAGGAUAGCGUGGUAGUCGCAGAUGGUGUUGUGACCAGCCGUGGACCUGGAACGGCCUUUGAGUUCGCUUUGAAACUUGUCGAAUUGCUUGUUGGGAACGAAAAGUCGAAACAACUGGCGGAGGCGAUGCUUGUGAAGCUGUAAACUCCCGAAGUGCUGCCAUAGACUGUGUAGGCUCAAUGGUUUAUAGCCUUUUUCAUAUGGUUUUAGAUUUGAAAACUCGAAUGUUCUGGUUCAAGGCAUUAUUCAGUUCUUAAAAACUAUUGAAUGUUGCGUUUAAGGUAGUAUUCAUGAUUAGAGAAAGUCGUUUUUUGUUUUUCCAAUUUGUUUACACCAAAGUACCCAAAUAAAUGGUUACA